UGUAUUACAUCAUGACUGGUUUACAGUAGGUAGUUCUCGCACGUUUAGCAAAGAACUGAGUAUCUUUAAGUAACUUCGAAUAGAUGAAAAUAAAUAUAGCUGUUGAAAUGCAAGGACAUACAAACUAUCAGUGGAUAUAUGCAGGCGUUGCUUCCAUUGGAUUCUUGCUGUACGGAAUGGAAGCCGGCUGGUUAUCUCCAAUAACGAAGUCACUCCAAUCGGAACACUCUCCGCUGGGGUACCCGCUGUCCAAUUCAACCAUAUCACUGUGUGCUAGCGUCACGGCUAUCUCAUCGGCAAUUACCGUCCCUCUGUACUCCUACCUGGUCGAUAAAUAUGGACGGAAGUGGAUUAUCUUUGCUAUUACUAUUCCACAAGCGCUGUCCAUUCUAAUUAGAAUAAUGUUCCCAAACGUUGUAGUACUCUUGAUAGCCAGGUCUGCCGCUGGUGUCUCCGCUAGCGGGAUUUUCACUAUAUGCACGAUAUACACUCGAGAAAUCAGCCAGUCAAACAUGAUCGGAAGGCUGGGGUCGCUCCAAGUUGUGCUCCAGUUCACAGGAUAUUUGAUAAUUUACCUCAUCGGAGCAUUCUUUGAAUAUUUCACAGUAUUAUGGAUAUUUCUGGCUUUUCCAAUUACAAUGGCAGUUUUGAUGAUCAGCGCGCCCGAAGCGCCGGCUUAUUUGGUGAAGAGAGGAAAGAUUGAUGAUGCUUACAAAACAGUCGCUUUCCUGAGAGGUGUAAAGACUGAUGACAUGGUCGUUGUGAAUGAAAUAGAUGAAAUGCAAAAACAAGAAGAAGAAUUCAGGUCUUUGUCCAAAAUUGGAAUGAGAACUAUUAUAAGAGACAAAUCUUGGCGACGAGGACUCAUCAUCAUGCUUGCCACCUUCACACUUUACUCGUGGAACGGAGCUUUCGCAAUUCUUACUUAUGCGUCCGCCAUUUUGUCGUCGACCGGAAACGUGUUUGACAUAAGUCCACAGUUACAGACCAUAAGCUUUCCUAUCGUGAUGAUCAUUGCAUCGUUAUCACUGACGGGCGUCGCUGAAAGAUUUGGACGAAGGGUUUUGUUAGCUGCCGGCUUCUUGUUUUCGGGGCUCGCUCUUACAGCACUGGGUGUUGCCAUGUUACUGAAGCAGCAUGGCCACGUGGUACCAAGCUGGCUACCGAUCACAUCCAUGCUGGUGGCCGUGGCGAUGUACGCGGGGAGUGUGCGACCGCUGCCCUAUAUCAUUUCAACUGAGAUGUUCAAUUUUCAAGUCCGUGCCAAAGUUAUGGGCAGCAUCGUCACGUACGGUUGGGUCAUCGUCGCCACACAACUGUUUGCUUACGGACCCCUGACCGACACGUGUGGCUUGCACGUCACUUUCAUCUGCUAUGGAGUCAUUAACUCCCUCGGUGUUAUUAUGUGUUACAUCAUGCCUGAGACGAAAGGGAGGACAGAUCAGGAAAUAAGACAAGCGUUGGCACACCCAAAAACCAAAACUGUUCGUAAGCCCACGUAGCGUUUAUUGCCUUCAUCAACACGAGUACCACACAUUUUUUUUUCUAUCAUAUAACCGAUAACACGUUAUUCCUCAAUUUUGCAAUCAAUCGACAAUGACGACGAGGAUGUAACACGCCAAGCUGCAGAUGCUUCUCUGAACUGAUACCAUCUCACAACUAAAAUCUAGAUAUUGUUAAAAUGUCUACUUUGUCAGGAUUUAAAGAGCAUUUAACAUUCCCCACGUAGCACUCUAGUAUGCCAUGUAGAUUUAGAAAUAGGUGUAAAGUACAGGAGAAAUGGCGAACGAGAUUUUUACUCAUUUGGCAUUUGCAAUCUCGGAAGAACUUCAUUCUUAACGCUCCUCCCCUGAAGCCAUUAAAGCAGUACUUGUGCACAUUUGCAAAAUUCUUUGGAAAUUUUGGAGCAAACGGGGCUACAAAUAACCUCGGAAACAAUCAUAAAUUAAUUGCUGUGACAUCCAGCAGUGUGGACACUUCGUGUAUUUUAAAUUUCAAUAGAUAGCAUUUUCCUCACCUUUUUUACUGUCUAGGUACUCAUUUGUGCUUAUUUUAUGUCACGUGGUAACAUAACAUAGCACAAUUCUAAUAGAACACAACUACUAUUGGACGUAAUUCCAGAAAAACGUUUGCAACCUCAACCAUGUCGAAAUUGAGUUAAGAACACAAAACUGGUCACGUGAUUCAUAUUAAAGGACUGACAAAAAUGGCAGCCCUACUGUCUCUCUUUAAAUGACAUCAUGACUUGUAGCCCAACCCACAUGUACGGAAUACACUAAUACUUAUUAAACUUUGAACACGAAUUCCCUAAAAUGUGAUGUUUGUGGCUUGGAACGUUUUUCAGGAACUACCGUCUUAAUUCUUAAACAAUACAAAUAUGGAGAGCUUGAACAGUAAAUAUUGUGUUUGAGAAUUCAUCAGCAAUAAUAUUAUUCUUACCAGAUCCAAGUUAAAACUGAUAUCGAAAUCUUGAGUUGGAUAACAUUAAAGCAAUAUGAUAAAGUAGGUCUUAUUACUUAGUCUUAGUCUUUAUGAGCGAACUGAACUAGCUGACCCGGCAAACGUUGUAUUGCCAUAUAAAUUUUUUUAGAGUUAGACCGUUUCUUGGACAUUGCAACAUUACUUUAUUUUUCUAAAAAUUUUAUUAUUUAUUUUAUUCUAGAAAUUUACAAAAAUAAACGCAGCCUAUGUUACUCCUUUAUUUUUCUUUAGAAAAUUUAAUUAUCUUAUCUUAAAGAAAUAUUAAAAGGCAACUAUAGCCUGCAUAUGAAAAAAAUUGUGAUUGAGUUGUAUUAUGCCAUGCCUGCUAUAUGGCUGUCAAACCUGGGCAUUCACAAAAGAAAUAGAACAAAAAAUAGAAAAGACACAAAAAGCAAUGGAGAGAAGCAUAUUGCGGAUCAGAAAACUACAAAAAGUACGUAGUGAGGACAUUAGAAAGAAAACCAAGCUUACCGAUGCACUAAGACACGCGCUAACAUUGAAAUGGCAAUGGGCUGGCCACAUUGCACGCUUCACAGAUAGAAGGUGGACAAUAGAGACCACCAAAUGGAAAGGACCACCAGGUAAAAGAUGCUCUGGUAGACCAAAGCAGAGAUGGGCAGAUGACAUCGUGCAGUCGGUGGGGAGAAACUGGAUCGAUCAGGCCAAGGAUAGGGAAAAAUGGAAAAAGUUGAGGGAGGCCUAUACCCAAAAUGGGGUCCAUAACCAAAGUUAUAUAGAAUAAAUAAUUAAACUGGUCACUCUAAAUAAAAUUAACACUAGAUUUUAAGAACUUUAAAUUACUAACAUUUGUUUGUAUAUUAUGGGUUAUGGAAUAAAUGGCUUAUUAUUA
This is a messenger RNA of Leptidea sinapis, 3331 nucleotides long. Its product is annotated as facilitated trehalose transporter Tret1-like. Gene Ontology annotation, molecular function: transmembrane transporter activity. The record is from RefSeq and is a predicted model, not a curated record. Gene Ontology annotation, biological process: transmembrane transport. Bases 84 to 1502 code for a protein of 472 amino acids. The transcript has 7 exons. Gene Ontology annotation, cellular component: membrane. Lineage: Eukaryota; Metazoa; Arthropoda; Insecta; Lepidoptera; Pieridae.